AGAAAAGAAACCAAAGAUAGAGCAUCCCUCUGAGCACAAAGUCGAUCUAGUCGGUGGCGGUAUGGCUGAAGAAGGGUCUGAAGGUUCUGUUGCAACCCCAACAACUACUGCACUAAACUGGUGGGAGUCUCAUAACAAUUCUUUGUCUUCAUGGAAUAGCACAGCACCUUGGCCCCUCACGAACCCCAACUCCAACUCUUCUUGUGAUGAAGACAUCUCAAUCUCGACCUCCUUUACCAAUGCAUCCAAUCACUCCGGCCUAAGCGUCGACUCAUCGCGUCAAAUUGUGGAACCUGCAUCAUCAGGUGAAUUAAUGGGAGAACCCACGUCCGAGAAUCAUCUGUGGAGCCAAGUUUUGCUAAGCGUCGGAAGCAAUGGAGAGCUGAACAGCGGUCAAGAUGUCGGUGAAAACUUUCUUGGAGGACUUUCAUCCAAGAACAUAUCAUCCGAGAUGUUUGAACCAGCCUGUGAUUACCUGAAGAAGAUGGACGGUGGCUGGGAAUACACCAACUCCACUUCUUUUAACAAUCUGGAGAAACAGUUCUCUGGCUUUAAUGGAAACUUGGUUGAAAACGAAAGGUUGACCAACUUGUCCAAUUUGGUCAGCAACUGGUCUAUUGCCCCACCCGACUCUCAAGCUGAUCGGCAGAUUACCUUACCGACAUGCAAUAUAUCCUUGAACUCUUCGCUAGACCAGUACUCCGACCCUGAGUUUUCUCAGAUGAAGCAAAAUCCGUCCAAUCCAUCCUUAUACGUGGUGGCUGGAAACAGAAAUCCCAGUUUCAUGCCGUGUUAUGGGCACAAUAUGAAGGUGGAGAGCCAACACCAAGAGUUGGAUUCCUCUAGGGCUUCAUUUCAAAGGCAACUUAGCAAUAAUGGUCUGGGACAUCAAACGGGUCUUAACAACUCAAUCUUAGGAGACAAUAGCAGAUACUACCAUGGAAUGACGGAUACUAGAUUGUCGAACACAAGGAACCUUCUAUCAUUCAGUGGCUGCCUGAGCAAACCCCUUCUGGAUUUUCAGGCCUCCAAGCCUUCGCUGAAAGCCUCAAAUUCACUGGAAAGUAAGAAACAAGGACACGAUUCGCUCUCUCUGGCAAAAGGUAAUGGAAGAGGAACAGCAAUUGCAAAUGAAGGGAAGAAGAAAAGAUCUGAAGAUACUUCAGACACAAACCCCAAGAAACCAAAGCAUGAAACGCCCACAGCAGCAUCUGUUAAGGUGCAGGCUACCAAAGUGAAACUAGGCGAUAAGAUCACUACUCUACAACAAAUCGUGUCACCUUUUGGCAAGACUGAUACAGCGUCUGUGCUAUUGGAAGCAAUUGGGUAUAUAAAGUUCCUGCAAGAGCAAGUGCAGCUGUUGAGUAAUCCAUACAUGAAGUCAAAUGCAAACAAGGACCCGUGGGGAACCUUGGAGAGAAAGGACAAAGGAGAGGCAAAGCUUGAUCUUAAGAGUCGAGGUCUUUGUUUAGUCCCUAUAUCUUGUACUCCCCAAAUUUAUCGUGAGAACACAGGAUCAGAUUACUGGACACCGACGUAUAGAGGAUGUUUGUAUAGAUGACAUGAAGGCAUGUUUUGUUUUAAAUUAUUCACCAAAUGUAUCUGCAUUAGCUGAUAUGUAGUAAUUAAAGUGAAAAACUUGCUUAUUAAAAUAGAGAGAACAAACCUUAAUACAAUUGCUCCACUGGAAUUCUGAGGA
Molecule: messenger RNA, 1699 nt
Organism: Nelumbo nucifera (sacred lotus)
Lineage: Eukaryota; Viridiplantae; Streptophyta; Magnoliopsida; Proteales; Nelumbonaceae
Product: basic helix-loop-helix (bHLH) DNA-binding superfamily protein
Biological process (GO): regulation of transcription by RNA polymerase II
Cellular component (GO): nucleus
Molecular function (GO): protein dimerization activity; RNA polymerase II cis-regulatory region sequence-specific DNA binding; DNA-binding transcription factor activity, RNA polymerase II-specific
Source: RefSeq, a predicted model, not a curated record